UGUAGCGUGUUUGCGUCAUCGCGGAUUAUCGCGGACUCGUUAGUUUCGUCACGUCCGUCUGUUGCCGCCAGUCUGAUUUAUCAGCCUGCAGGGGAAAAUAUUAUCCAAUUGAUUAAUCAUGGAAGUCAGUUGAAUCGCAGCUGGCGUUUUCAUCAUUUUUUAAUUUGAAUUUUAAAAUUUUAUCGUCUGCUGCUUGAUGUGCAUGCGUCUUGUCGCGUCUCUCUCCUUGCCUGCAUUCUGUCUAUCCAUGCAUGACGAGCAUUAUCCCGGAGUGUUUUGUGCAUCCAUCUUUGUGUUUGCAGCAGCAUCGCGUGGAAAAGUGGAAGCAGUACGCGCUGAGACACCACAGUAUCCCCCACAUUUUACACUCCUCGUACCUGACGACUGCCAACCGUGAUUUGCCUGCGGAAACGCAAGGGACCGUGCCCAGCCCCGCAGCUUUUGAUGAGGAGAUCUGGAGUGAAGAGGAAGUAUUGGAUUCUAUCCGCGAUAAAAUGAUGGCAGCUAGUGAGAAGAAUCAUAUCGGCGCCAAACGCGCCAUCCUGGCCACGGAGAACGGCGAGAAAGCCGUUGUGAAGCGAGCGAAGCGCGAUGUGCUGCCGGCGGGGAAGCCGUCGUUCAUCCAGACGACCAGCUGCAUUCACCUGCGGAAGCCGCUGCCCGUGUCGGCCGGCGUGACGGGGCAGUUCGUGGUGGAGGUGCCGCUGUGCAUGGACUGCUUCCUCCUCUACGUCCGCUUCGAGAGCGAUUACCGCGGGGAUAAUACCUGCCGCUUCCGGGAGACCAAUAUGCGAUUUUUACGACCGCACGAAUACCUGAAGCCGGAGCGCGCAGGGGGCCCGAGCGUGCCGUUCCACUCGCUGCGGCUGCACGCCGCCGUCACGGAGACGGUCAGUCAAUCACGCUCUCCACCCCCCUCCGCCCUGUACUUCAUCGAGCCCCCCGCCGUCCCCGACCCGGUCGUCAGUCGCGCCGUGGCCGCCUACAUCCUGCCGCGCGCCGCCGGCCCCCUCCAGCGCGUCUUGAAGGACCAGGAGGCCGACUUCAACGUCUACGAGCUGGCCCCGGACAGCACCAUCCUCAAGCAGGUGCCGGCGGGAUUCCGCGAGUACUGCGACGUCUGCAAGACGUCUAUAUUCGAUCUCCAUCAUACGUGCCUGUGGUGUGGGUUCGCCGUGUGCGGACCGUGCCGGAAGCGGCGCAAUGCGCUGCAGGGGGCGCCCGUCGCGAAAACAGGCAAGACGGGAAAAGGAAAAACCGGGAAACUGGUGUACAAUCCGGAUGAUUUGAUCGGGAUGCAGGAGAUCCCGCGUGACGACUGCAAAUGGCCGGCGUGCUGCGCCAGUUCCACCCGCCCGCUGCCGCGCGACGUCAAAUCCAUGGCGCAGGCCCAGGAGCUGGCCGCGCAGCGCUUCGACCAUAAUCUCAAGCCGACACGCAUGAUCCCCACUAAAGCGGUGGAAUUGAUAAAGAAACGGUGCAGCGAGUUAGCGCCGGAUGAGCUGCUGCCGAAAAUGCCGAUUCCCUCGAAGAAGGCCCUUCUCGACCGGAAGAAAUGCUUAUCGACGCGCUGCCGCGACAUCGCCGAUCCCUGGCCGUCGGAGCGCCACAUCCGCCGCAUCCCGGCCGGCCGUCCGGACGACGUGGCGCUGCAGGAGUUCCGCGACAAAUGGUGCCAAGGUGAUCCGGUGAUUGUGGAGGGCGUGCACCGGCGUCUGGCGCGACCGGACAUCUGGCUGCCAGAGUAUUUCCAACAGCGUUUCGGCGCCGAGCCGGUCCUGUUGGUGGACUGUCUGAAGAAGCCGCAGGAGCAGCUGCACGGCAAGACGCAUGGCGAUUUCUGGAAGGGCUUCACCAACUACAACGAACGCUUGCGAAAUAAUAACGGUAUUCCGCGGCUGUUGAAAAUCAAGGACUGGCCGACGGAUGCGUCGUUCCGCGAGAAGCUGGUGGAUCAUUAUCAGGAUUUGAUGCAGGCGCUGCCCAUCAACAGCUACGCCAACAUCCACGGCGUCUUCAACCUCUCGCGCUACCUGCCGAGCCAUUUCAAUCCGCCGGAUUUGGGCCCGAAAAUGUACAUUGCCUACGGCGCGGCCGGGCAACCGAAACACGCCACUACCAACCUGCACGUGGACAUCUCCGACGCCGUCAACGUCAUCGUCCACGUAGCCAAACCGGUGGGCGAGGGCGCCGAAGAGAGCCUGCAGAGUACGAAGGAAGUGUUGUCCAGACUCAAUUUGGAUGAGGAGACGAAGCGGCGUCUGGAGGAUCCCAAUGAAGUGCCCGGGGCCGUGUGGCAGAUCUUCCGGGCGAAGGACGCCGACACGAUCACGGCGUGGCUGCUGGAGCGGCAGCAGUCGGCGCGGGAACGGCGCGCCCUGGCCGCCGGCAAGAGCGAGCCGCCGGUGAAUCCCAUCCACACGCAGGACGAGUUCCUGGACGAGGCGAUGCGCGAGCGCCUGCGGCAGGACACCCACGUCUGGCCCUUCGAUAUUGUGCAGUUCGAGGGCGACGCCAUCUUCAUUCCCGCCGGGGCGCCCCACCAGGUGUGGAAUGUGCACAGCUGUAUUAAAGUGGCGGAGGAUUUUGUCAGUCCGGAGCAUCUGGCGCACUGCGUCAGUCUGACCACCGACUUCAGCCGGCUGCCGGACAACUUCGACAACAAGGCCGACAAACUGCAGAUUAAGAACAUCGUCUACCAGACGGUGAAGGUGCUGGCCGGCGUCGCGGAGUAGCCGCCCACCGGGAUGCGGCGGUGUUAUCCGCACACUGCGUGCCUUUAUUGUAGUUUUUACUUUUUGAUGUUUUCACGCUUCGUGUUCCUGUCUAAUUGACUGAUGGAAUGAGCCACGAGCAGGAGAAAUAGGAUUUCGUACGUCAUGCGUGUAUAGUUCCGUGUCAACGUGCUGUGGUGUUGCGUUGCGUGUUUUUUAGACGUUUCUGAUUGUUGAUGGUCAGGUUAGCCAGUUCCUGUUGAUUAUUUUGUGUAUGGAUCUCGUUUUGUUCUUUUCUCGACGCAACUAGUGUUGUUACGUGUGUAAACACCGAUCGGUGCUGCGACCGGCUCAGGAAUUAAUAAAUACUGUCGGAUGA
Paramacrobiotus metropolitanus is the source of this 3093-nucleotide messenger RNA. RefSeq names its product lysine-specific demethylase 3A-like. The record is from RefSeq and is a predicted model, not a curated record. Gene Ontology annotation, biological process: regulation of transcription by RNA polymerase II. Gene Ontology annotation, molecular function: chromatin DNA binding; histone H3K9 demethylase activity; transcription coregulator activity. Gene Ontology annotation, cellular component: histone deacetylase complex; chromatin. The transcript has 12 exons. Bases 252 to 2735 code for a protein of 827 amino acids. Lineage: Eukaryota; Metazoa; Tardigrada; Eutardigrada; Parachela; Macrobiotidae.